This is a messenger RNA of Hippocampus zosterae (dwarf seahorse), 7344 nucleotides long. It is a transcript of the gene lats2, whose product is annotated as large tumor suppressor kinase 2. Gene Ontology annotation, cellular component: nucleus; spindle pole. NCBI's taxonomy places the organism in Eukaryota, Metazoa, Chordata, Actinopteri, Syngnathiformes, Syngnathidae. Gene Ontology annotation, molecular function: ATP binding; protein serine/threonine kinase activity; protein binding. The transcript has 9 exons. Gene Ontology annotation, biological process: regulation of organ growth; G1/S transition of mitotic cell cycle; positive regulation of apoptotic process. The record is from RefSeq and is a predicted model, not a curated record. The coding region runs from base 481 to 3909 and encodes 1142 amino acids.
CGGCCCCGCCGUGACGCGCGUCGGUGCGGUCACGUGACCUUAUGGAAUGUUAACAAUGCAACGAGUGUCCAACUUUUUUUUUAACUUGACUUUCAGUCUGUUGAAGAAAAUGGAGGCUGCUACCAUCACUCCUUCUGAUUCUACCCCCUUUCGCCCAUUCUGAGCCCGAGCAAGAGCUCCCAAAACCUGGUGAGGACGUUUCAAAGUAGAUUUAAUCGCUCCUUUUCCAUCACAUGGAGCCGAUUGGCGGCAUCAUGAUUUGGCUGAGCGGCACCGCUGCCAGCGGCCGCAUUUCCUGGAAUAAGAUGGAACCUGAACCUUGAAAGCCACCCCAUGGAACGCCUGUAGAACCCCUGCCGCGAGCCCUCGGACAAACAAACAAGGGAGACCGACCGAUCUUGGAUCUGCGUUAUUAUCGAUUUAGGCCAGCCACCAAGGGGGGUGGUUAACUUUGCUGCUGGACACCCGGGCACGGCGGACAUGAGGCCCAAGACGUUCCCGGCGGCGCCCUAUGUGGGCAACACGCGCCAGAGGCUCCAGGAGAUUAAGGAGGGUCUGAAGCAGCCUGCCAAGCUGGUCAGUCAGGCCCUGCACGGGGGCGGCCAGCGGACCGAGGGCGCCGGCCGCCCUGCCGACUGCAAGGGCGGCAAGGACGCGGCCGCGCGCCAACAGCCCGUGCGACCGACGCAAAAGUUCAACAAUUACCAGAGUGCACUGCGUGAGAUCCGAAAGUCACUCAUGCCCUUCGCCAAUGAUUCGGGGCCCUCGUCGGGGUCCGGGCACCCCGCCGGCGAAGUGAACCGGCAGAUGCUGCAGGAGCUCGUCAAUGCUGGAUGUGACCAGGAAAUGGCCAUCCGAGCGCUGAAGCAAACGGGAAGCAGGAACAUCGAAGCGGCUCUGGAAUACAUUAGUAAGAUGAGCUACCUGGACCCUCGGAACGAGCUCAUUGUGCGUGUCAUCAAGCAGACUUCGCCAGGAAAAGCUGGCAUGCCCCCCUCGAUGGACCAUCGCCCCGCUCUGGAAGCCGCAGGAGAAGCUGCCGGCGCCAUGCCCCCGUACCACCCCAUGUACGAGGGUGUGGCCGGAUAUGGUCCGGAAGGCGAGAUGCCCAGACCCUACAUGAACGCUCCCCCCGUCAUGAACUACAUGAUGCCGCCCUCUGGAGCAGCACAGGGUCCCCCAAUGGGGAACCCGAUGGGUCGACCGCCCAGCAUGGGUAACUAUCCACCAGUCAUGGUCCCUCAGACUGGCCCGGCCAAUGCCAUGUACCCCCCGGGGGCCCAGCAGAAAGGCUAUUCUGGAAGUUUGGAGCAGCACGGGCCCAUUAUGAGCUACAAUGUGCCUGGUCAACCGUUGCCACCUGGGGCCCAGGUGCCGGGCCCCCACUAUGACUAUGGCCACCCCAGACCUCACUUAAUGGAGCCCGCAGGCUAUGGAGUCAAGAGAACCGCCUCCUUUCAAAACAAGAUGGCACCACCCCCCAUGGCGCCCCCGGACAACUAUGUCAACAUGCAAGCUAAAGUGCCGAUAGGCCAGAACGUGCCAGGAGGAGGUGCGGGGGGGUACCCUGCCAAUCUGUACCUGGCUCCUCACCCGCGUCAGGCGAGCCCCACCUCCCAUCAGGUCCACAUGAUGUCCCGUUCCCCAGGCGGAGUGCCGCCUAUGGGCCCGGACUUCCCCGAUCUUCCCCAGGGCUUGAUGACACCGUCCAGGGCAAGUCUCAACCUGGACUUGUAUGAGCAUCACUGGGCAGGACCCCAGGGUCCCGAAGGACCCCCCCAAACCAGACAGCCCCAACCUCAAGGGCCAUUCAGGGGCGAGGUCCGGGUGCCCAGCAGGGCCAACUCCUUCAACAGCCGCUCGGCCGUUUCCAACGGGGUUCGGCCUCCCAUGAGCGCGCCCCAGGAUCCUUCCCUAGGUCUUCCCAACACCAUCACGGCUGUCACCUCGCCACCCAUCCAACAGCCGGUCAAGAGCAUUCGAGUGAUGAGACCGGAACCCAAGACGGCAGUGGGACCGUGCCACCCCAGCUGGAUGGCGGCCCAAGCCCAGGAAACGACUGACCCACUGGCCUACAUGCCAGAGGAGACCUACUCCCUGGAGCCCUCCCAAGAACCCCGCUGCCCACCGCCGCCCUACCCCAAGAAUCUCAUUUUGUCACCUGGAGAAACCGGGGCUCUGGAGGCUGCGGGGGCCGCCGGUGGGGCUCAGGACGUCGGGAGUCCCGCUUCCAGAAGCACGCAGAGCGGCAGCGGGGGUAGUGGAAUCACAGAUGAUGGAUCCCAGCAGAUUAAGGAGAAGGCCAAAGUCGGCAAAGCCGAGAAAACACUCAAAGACAAGAAGCAGAUCCAGACAUCGCCCGUGCCGGUGAGGAAAAACGCCCGGGACGAGGAGAAGCGAGAGUCCCGGAUCAAGACCUACUCACCGUUUGCCUUCAAGUUCUACAUGGAGCAGCACAUCGAGAACGUCAUGAAGACCUACCAGCAGAAGCUCAACCGCAGGUUGCAGCUGGAACAGGAAAUGUCCAAGGCCGGCCUGUCCGAGGCCGAGCAGGGCCAGAUGAGGAAGAUGCUCAACCAGAAGGAGUCCAACUACAAUCGGCUGCGUCGCGCCAAGAUGGACAAGUCCAUGUUUGUCAAAAUCAAGACACUGGGCAUCGGCGCCUUCGGUGAGGUGUGCUUGACGCGCAAAGUGGACACGUAUGCCCUGUAUGCCAUGAAGACUCUGCGCAAGAAAGACGUCCUCAACAGAAACCAGGUGGCCCACGUGAAGGCUGAACGCGACAUCUUAGCGGAGGCGGACAACGAGUGGGUGGUGCGCCUCUACUACUCCUUCCAGGACCGCGACAGCCUGUACUUUGUCAUGGACUACAUCCCCGGCGGCGACAUGAUGAGCCUGUUGAUUCGCAUGGGCGUCUUCCCCGAGCCGCUGGCGUGCUUCUACGUGGCCGAGCUGACGCUGGCCAUCGAGAGCGUCCACAAGAUGGGCUUCAUCCACCGCGACAUCAAGCCCGACAACAUCCUCAUCGACCUGGACGGACACAUCAAGCUGACGGACUUUGGCCUCUGCACGGGCUUCCGCUGGACCCACAACUCAAAGUACUACCAAAAAGGCAGCCACAUGAGACAGGACAGCAUGGAGCCCAGCGACUUCUGGGACGACGUGUCCAACUGCCGCUGCGGCGACCGGCUGAUGACACUGGAACAGCGGGCCAAUCGGCAACACCAGCGCUGCCUGGCUCAUUCACUGGUGGGCACGCCCAACUACAUCGCCCCCGAGGUGCUGCUGCGCAAAGGUUACACCCAGUUGUGUGACUGGUGGAGCGUCGGGGUGAUUUUGUUUGAGAUGCUGGUGGGGCAGCCGCCUUUCCUGGCACCCACUCCCACGGAGACUCAGAUUAAGGUCAUCAACUGGGAGAGUACGCUACAGGUCCCCGCCCAAGUCAAGCUCAGCCCAGAAGCCGUGGACAUCAUCGGGCGCCUCUGCUGCUCGGCCCAGGACCGCCUGGGUGCAAACGGCGCCGGUGAGAUCAAGGCGCACCCCUUCUUCAGCAAGGUAGACUUCUCCAGCAACCUUCGCCAGCAGCCCGCCCCCUACCGCCCCAAGAUCGCCCACCCCAUGGACACGUCCAACUUCGACCCAGUGGAGGAGGAGGGCGGCCCCGGGGCCUGGAAUGACAGCGGGGACAGCAGCCGGGCCCUGGACGCCCUGUGCUCGCCCCACGGCAAGCACCCGGAGCACGCUUUCUACGAGUUCACCUUCCGCAGGUUCUUUGACGAUAACGGCUGCCCCUUUCGCUACCCCAAGCCUUUGGAUGGCGGCGAGGGGCCGCCCAGCCCAGAGGAAGAGGAUGAGGACGAAGAAGAGGACGAGGAAGUGGGGGAAGGAUGCGAGCCGGUCUACGUUUAGAUGACUGACAGCGCUCCUCGCACGGGACCAAGAAGCAACCUUCUGUCGCUUGUCGAGUCUGGUAAGAAUGUCAAAACGUCGGGAGUCCCCUUUCUGCCGUUCCUUCCUUUUGUCUUACAUGACUGAAACACUCCAAAGUGACUUUAGCACAGUGUUUUCUUUUGUUUUUUUUAAUUUUGAACACUGAAAUAUCACUUGUGAAGAGGGAGUGGGGUAAGUUCAACAGGAGGGAUGUGUGCAAGAGUAGGACUGAACCAAAGUGAGUCAAAUGGGCUGAGAGAUUUGCGCCAAAGUUUUGGCGAAAUUUGGGGGCGGGAAGUGUUUGGAAUACAUUUUACAUAGAUUCGCCACAGACUAUGUGAAAGAUUUCUAAAAAAAAAUCUCACGGCACACCGCUGAGCAAAAUGAUUCACAAAAGUGGAUAAACAGGUUAAUGAUGUCCAUCUGUCAUCUGGUAGACGAGCAUUUUUUUUCCCUAUUGUGUGGUUGCCAUUGAUAAACGAACAAAAACGCUUAUUUAUGAUGAUUUUAUUUGUCAAACAAAUUGACAUUGCGUCAUUUCCUGCGGCACACCCGAUGAUCUCUCACAAAAGACUUAAAUGUGCCACGACACACCGGUUUAGAAUACAAUAGACCGAGUGUCCCAGCAGUCAUCUGUUUCAUUGCAGCGAUCAUGCAGACAGAUGUGAGACAAUCAUUUGUCAGCUCAGGCUUUGCAGUUUUGAGUCUUUUUUUUUUUUAAACUAAAAUUCCACAGAAGGUUUCCAGCUCUGGAAAUUCCAGAAAUGUUAGCAUUUUAAAAAUUAUUUUAGAGUGAGAAAAUGGCAAGAAAAAUGAACUCUAUUCUGAUCGUAUUCCAACUUUUUUUUCUGCUUUGUGCAAGUUUUGGAUAUCUACCCGUAUUUCGUGUACCAGGCGGCACAAUUUGUGACAAUUCCUAAUUUUAUCCGAUUUUUUUUUCGUUUCCAAGAAUAGGUUUGUUAAUUAAUGCUAUUUAAUUGGAGAAACAUUACAGGGGAAAGGCAUGAUAAUUGUUAUGCCAAUAUAUAACAAAGUUCACAAUUCAAAAAGUAAUGACUAAGUAAUGUAAAUUUUAUGGUUAAAAAAAAUGUACACGAAUAUUUUAUUAUUAAUCUUUUUUAAUACAUGGAAAAAGCCCUGAAUGACUUCAUUCUUGUCACACCCCCAUUUUCAUCAGCCAAAUACAGCAGAAAGGGGGGUCGAGGGGUAGGGGGGGGCGAGGGCAAUUUGCUUAUGACUUAAGUGCAAUUCAAUGUGUCCCCGAAACACUUAAUAUCCAUUUGAAAGUAUUAUCAAGUGCCAUAUAUAAACGUAUUACUUUAUUUACAAUGUAUACACUUACAGUAUAUACUGUAUGUGUGUGUGUGGGUGCGUUUCAUUUACAACAUGCUGCUUAUUCGUGUUCUUUUCCUGUUUUAAAUAUUACCUGUUUUAUUGUGGUUUAAGAGUGAUGAUGAUGAUGAUGAUUAUGAAUGUGGAACGUCGAUGGCCGAGUCUUGCCCGUCCUACGUCGGGGCGGGUCCCUGAACGCAGCACGGCCAAGCUCUCAGAGAGGCCACGGGUGGUUUUAGGCAAGUUUGAAAAGAAUGAAAUGUUUUGUAAAGUUUUUUUUUUUGAGGGGGGGGGCACAAGGUUUAUUUUAGGGCAUCCUGAGUUUAUCCAUAACAUCACAAGUUUUGAGUGUGAUCGCCACAAUUGAUCAAGUAAAAUGAAGGCCACGUUACCUAGGAAAAGAAAAAGAGGGAUCUACAAACCUCAGAGUGUGAAUAAAGUCGUAGUUAUAAAAAUAAAGUCGAACAAUUGCGCAAAUCCUGUGAUUUUUAAAAGCAAGAAGAAAAAAAAUGCUUUGUCAUGUGAAUUCAGUCUUCAUAUUACAGGAUAAAAACAUUACUAUGUAAUGUUACUGGGAUAACGUAGUACAAGGAAAUGCUAAAUAAAAAAAAGUAUGAGGGGAAAGAAAUCUGUAAUUGUAUGGGAAUAAAGUUAUCUUUCAAGAAAAAAAUAGUCAUUUUAUGCAAGAAAACUAAUCAAGAAAAGGGUAAGAAAAAAUGUUGACGUUUUACUUGGAACACCUAAUUUCAUGAUGUUCAGAAUACUUUGAAAAUAAUUGUAAAUUUAUCUCAUAUCAUUUUAACAGGUCACGAUUCUCGUAGCAUUACAACUUUCUGUUCUCGCAAUUUAUGACUUUUUUUUCCUUCUAACAAUACAUCUCAUUCCACAUAUGACAACUUCUUUUUGAUUGUUACAUCUUGAUUUUUGAUUCUUGUAAUAUUGUGACUUAAUUAAAGGAACCUUAAUGCCUGUUACAACAUCGCUUUAUUCCCGUCACGUUACGACUUUAUUCCCAUAAAAUUAUAACUUUUUUUCUCAUCAAUCAACAUUUUUUUUCUUCUUGUCUUGUGUGCCCCAAAUACUCCAUCUUAGAUAGUUGUUUCAUGUAUACCACCUAAAUUUAAAAAAACGGUAUGAUUGUUGACAAUCUGCAGAGUCAGUUGUACUUUUAUUUUUUUUGGUCAGUAUCUCCGACUGAUCCCUUACUUACACAAAUGGCAGGAUGGUGUAGUUUGUACAUUUUUUUUUGUUUGUUUUGAACAUUAUCAUUCUUGGACAAUGAUUGUAAAUUGUUAUUCUAAAUGGCAGAAUUGCCAAAGUCAUUUUUGACCCCCCCCAUUACCAAAUCAAUGAAAGUAUUUGCUAAAAUAUAGGCAAUUAUGCUAUUCGCCUAACGAAAUGUGCCUUGUGUGUGCUGUAAAGCCAUCUGAACAAUCCCGACACCUCUGAUUUAUUUUUUUGGGGGGUAGGGGGGGAGUUGUCUCCUUUGUGUUGCCUUUCGUUUUUGUUGUUACUGCACUUGUCCUUGUGUUCUUUUCUGGCUGUUAGAGGGACGUAAGGCAAAUAUAUAUUUGUUCCCAAGAAAAAACAAAACAAAAAAAAGUUGUUUUUUUUUCAUUUUUGCAGUCCAAAAAAACAUAUUUAGGGCUACAAUGUUUUAUCACUUACCGGCCCUUUAAAAACAAAAAGCUUUACUAGUAACCAGGUGUGAGUGUUACUGUUUUGUUUUUUUGGGUUACAAAGUGAUGACUGACAAUCGUUGACUGAUUUUUUUUUUUUUAAGGUAUGUAUUUGUACCCCACCAAGGAGUGUGUAAUGUAUAUUAAUCGUGAAUAUAUAUUUAUACAGAUAUACAUAUUUUUUUGUAUCUUUCCCAUGUCCCUUCUUCACCUUAUUUUCUUUCCCACUGUGCUAAUGUCCAAAAUUCUAUGCAGUAUUAUUAUUGUUGUUAUUAUUAUUACUAUCAAGGUGACUUUUUUUCUUUUCUACAUUCGUGUAUGAAUGGAGACUUUGUCAAUGUCGCUGUCUAUUUUGUGUGUGUCAAAUGUAAUGUAUAAAUUAAAUUAACCCACUUGGACCCCC